AUGGAUGGUCUACAUCAGUUAAAUUUCGGUGAAUCGUCCAAUGUUAGAAUGGUUAUCUUUGGCAGAAAUGUGAGCAUUCACUAUCCCGACCAGUCCGAUUCGGGAAGAGCCAGCUUGAUUCAAUUGGUGAUUGAUCAGUUCCGCGUACCGACAAAACCGAGAAUAAAACUGAUUGUCAUGGCUGCGUCAACCCUCGAGGACCCCGAUCGAGUAGUGUUUUCUAAUGAUAUCCAACGUGUUGAACUUAACAUAGCCGCAUCCGCUGUUCGAGUGCUAAUUGAGCACACGGCAAAUGGUGACAGUAUGACCAUUCUGGAUAGCCCUAUCCAAUUGAGCAUCAGGUACGGAUGUGUCACAACCAUUGCAAAGCACACGAUUGAGCGUGCAGCUGUGCACAGUUCUGCUUGUUUAUCAACGGCAUGGACAGGAUCAGAAUGGCUUGGACAAGUUCCUUGUCUGCCAACCGCGCAUGGUCAAAUCAUCCAGACACAAUGUUUAUUUAAGUCACAACUCUGUGACGGAAGAGGCGACUGUCCAACAAGAGAGGAUGAAUCCGAUUUGGUAUGUGUGCCGCAUCUCCACCCUUCAACCAGAGAACAUCUCUAUAGACUUUCUUCCCGAUUGGGAUUGCUGUCCUCGGAGGACCCUGAUUCAUGCGGACAGAAUACAUAUCAUUGUGCCCCCGUGGAGCAUUCAACAACCAGACCAACAGUCUGCAUCCCCACUGCGUCGAUUUGUGACGGUCUGUUUGACUGUCCACUGGGAGACGACGAGACAGAUGCACAAUGUGUUACAAUGACGGGUUCUCUAGAAAGCAACAAUACUUCAUGUCCGACACUGGAAUACCCAUGUCCAGAGGAUGACAUAUGUUUACCUAUGCCAUUGGUUUGCGACGGCCGCCUCGAUUGUUCUAGAGGAAUGGAUGAAUCUGAUCGGGCUUGUCAGUGGCGAGCACGUACCAUUUUCUCAAUGAUAAAAGACAACAACCGAGAGCAUCUGCAAGCAGUACCAGACCGAAAUAAGACAGUACCGAAUGAAGCCGAAGCUCCACUAAAGACAGAUACAAUAGUGAUCGACAAAAACAUAACAGAAGAAAAACAUGCAACAGGGGGUUCUAUCGAUGAAUUAAGUCCUUCUGUCACAGAGUUAACAUCACCUUCGAGCAUCGUUUCAGCAGACCCGAGGACAACUCUUAUCCCUAUACAAUAUACAACACAAAGCUCAACAGACACUUGGGCUGAUACCACACAACAGGCGGCUAUUACAGAGCUACCAGUUACAUAUGCUACCCAAGAAUCUAUUAUCUCUACUACUGGAUUCUCUCCAAAUCUCACAGUGAACGAUGCAGCCGUAGAAGCACACACAAACUCACCCUGGGUUCCUGAAGUGACAUCUGCAUUGGUGACCGAACAGUGGACUUUUACAGAAAGCAGCAAUGCUACCGAAAUCGUCGAUACCAAACAAUCGACGGCUUCGGAUCAAUAUGUCUCAUACUCUACGGAAGAAAUAAUGAAAAAUUCAACAAAAACGACAACCACCAUUGCUAGUUCAACUACUACUGCUUCUACUACUACAACUACUACUGCAACAACAUCAUCUAGCAGUUGGAUUCCGUCCCAACCAGCCACGUACAAUGUGGCCGCUAAGGUUACGGUUGAACCGGAGCUGGAGCGAACGCAAACGGAUGCCCUGUCAUUCAUCUCUGAAACCGUAACCAGUGAAACACUUCAAACCGUUCCAACUGUACCGCUUGACAUUAUAAGACACGACAACUUGACUGUCCGAUGGAAACCACCGAUUUAUUCAGACAAUCAAACCGGAAGCUGUACGGAGUGGGCAAUAUGCAAAGGUGUCGAAUCACUGUUCAGCAAUAAACCUAUUAGUUCCAGUUCCGUUCAAGUUGACACUAGCCAUAUAUGGGAUGCUCAGGUGACCGCCUCUGAACUGCCUGAGCCAGAUUCACAUGAUCAGUGGCUUGUUAACCGGUUGGCCACGGUCUUUAGUGGUGAUACGUCCACACUGGCUAUCAUUCCACUUCAACUUAACCAUACAGAAGCAAUUUGGACCAAAACAGCUGCAGUGGAGGAACAACGCAUGGUUAAGCUGCCUAGUACCGACACGUGUCAACUCUUCUGGCAAUUUGCUACUGCAGAUUCGGUCCGUGUGAGAUGGGUCUCGUUGAAACACGAUGCAUUAUGUGCUUCCGAUUUGGAAAAACUACUUCAUCAACCGGUACGCAAUAUAAAUUUCUGCCUGGCGCAAGAUGUGUGCGGAGCGCUCAACUCAGAAGGUUUCCUCGUAUGUAGCUCGGAUCGGGACCCCAGGUCACUCCUAUUUGGACACGUACAAGCAACAGAACCGUGUAGCAACGGGGAACGUAAACUAUGGAAUUAUCGGUUAACCUUACCAAUCCUCUGA
Messenger RNA from Echinostoma caproni, 2418 nucleotides. The record is from the annotation of a GenBank genome assembly. Lineage: Eukaryota; Metazoa; Platyhelminthes; Trematoda; Plagiorchiida; Echinostomatidae.